UCACGCGGCCGCUUCCCACUUCCCCCAAAAACCCCCUCGGACCUGGGUUUUGGGGUUCUGGGGAGUUCCGGCCUCGGGACUCCUUGGGGAGCAGCUGCCCAGUGAGGAGGGGUCCGUGGGGCUCCCACGCCCCGGUUUGGACGCGAAUGUGGGGGCGACGCAGGGGCAGGAGAUGGCGCCGGGGCCGGUGUUGAACCUUCUCUUCCUCCUCUUGCUGCGAGCUGCGGGGCUGGCCUGGCCACAGGAAGCCCAACCCUCGGAAGUGACCGGAGCUGUCGGUGGGGUGGCAUUUCUGAAUUCCCACACCUCCCUAAACCCCUCCAAAUACUCCCAAAUCCACUGGCGCUGGAAAAACCAGGUGAAAAUCGCCAUCCAGAGGCGGGGGGAGAAGGCCGAGUACCCCCAGAGCCUCCUCAAGGAGCGGCUGGAGCUCUUCGAGAACUACACCCUCAAAAUCAGCCACCUGCGCGUCGGGGACAGCAGCGAGUACCGGCUGUACCUGGAGGACGACUCGGGCAAGGAGAACGUGGAGAGGGUCCUGCUGAAGGUCUACGAUCUGGUCCCCAAGCCCAACGUCAGCGCCGUCACCAACGGUGACUCCCAGCGGUGCGACGCCAUCCUCAACUGCUCCGUGGCCCUCAAAGAGGUCACCUACGAGUGGAUCCCACCCCAAAAGCUCCCCAUGAAGGGGGACCCUGUCCUGAGGGUCUCCUUCGACCCCGAGGUCGAAACCUACGUGUGCAAGGUCAGCAACCCGGUGUCCUCCAACAACGCCUCGCUGACCUACCGGCACCCCUGCAGCUGGACAGGUGAAUCCUCGUCUGUCACCUCCCGCCCCACUCCCGGCGCCCUGGUGGCCCUGAGACACCUCAUCCUCCUCUUCCUCCUCCUCGCCGUGGCCUGAGGACACCGCAGGUGACAGCUCCCAUCACCUCCUUGCCCGCCACCACGAUGGGACCAACAUCUGCAUGAGGCUCCCAAAUCCUCUGGAUGCAGGAAACGGAAUCACUGGAAUCGUUCAAUUCGUGCUCAACCCGGAAUUCCUCCUCCCCCCCAUCCCAAAGCCUGUGGGGGGACCCAAUCUGAGCCUUUCCCAGGGUUCCCUGGGAUUUUGGGGGAUCCUCCCUUUUUUGGGAUGGUUUUCCCUUUCCAAGGGAGGGUUUGGGGUCGGUCUCUGCCUUCCCAAAUGAUUCUUUGCACAUUAAAUUUGAUCCCCAGCACCUCA
Corvus hawaiiensis (hawaiian crow) is the source of this 1225-nucleotide messenger RNA. It is a transcript of the gene SLAMF8, whose product is annotated as SLAM family member 8. The transcript has 4 exons. Lineage: Eukaryota; Metazoa; Chordata; Aves; Passeriformes; Corvidae. Gene Ontology annotation, biological process: T cell activation. The record is from RefSeq and is a predicted model, not a curated record. The coding region runs from base 173 to 904 and encodes 243 amino acids. Gene Ontology annotation, cellular component: external side of plasma membrane.